CCGCAUCGCCCCUAGAGAAACAUGACUUGCGAUUUCAAACCUGGAGACCUCAUGUUCACCAAGAUGAAAGGUUAUCCCCAUUGGCCAGCUCGCGUAGAUGAAGUUCCUGAUGGAGCUGUAAAGCCACCCACAAACAAACUACCCAUUUUUUUUGGAACUCACGAGACUGCUCUUUCAGGCCCAAAGGAUACAUUUCCUUACUCAGAAAAUAAGGAAAAGUACGGAAAACCAAAUAAACGAAAAGGCUUUAAUGAAGGUUUAUGGGAGAUAGGUAAUCCGAAAGUGAAAUUUUCAAGUCAACAGGCAUCAGCUAAACAAUCAAAUGCAUCAUCUGAUGUUGAAGUUGAAGAAAAAGAAACCAGUGUUUCAAAGGAAGAUACUGACCAUGAAGAAAAAGCCAGCAAUGAGGAUGUGACUAAAGCAAUUGACAUAACCACUCCAAAAGCUGCCAGAAGAGGGAGAAAGAGAAAGGCAGAAAAGCAAGUAGAAAUCCAGGAGGCAGGAGUAGUGACAACAGCAGCAGCAUCUGUUAAUGUAAAAGUGAGUCCUAAAAGAGGACGACCUGCAGCUUCGAAAGUCAAGAUUCCAAAACCAAGAGGCAGACCCAAAAUGGUAAAACAGACCUGUCCUUCAGAGAGUGACAUGGUAACUGAGGAAGAAAAGAAAAAGGGGCAAGAGGAAAAACAACCUAAAAAGCAGCUUAAAAAGGAUGAAGAAGGCCAGAAGGAAGAAGAAAAGCCAAGAAAAGAGCCAGACAAAAAAGGGGGGAAAAAAGAAGUUGAAUCAAAAAGGAAAAAUUUAGCUAAAACAGGGGUUACAUCAACCUCUGAUUCUGAAGAUGAAGAUGAUCAAGAAGGCGAAAAGAGAAAAGGUGGGAGAAACUUUCAGUCUGCUCACAGAAGGAAUAUGCUGAAAGGCCAACAUGAGAAAGAAGCAGCAGAGAGAAAACGCAAGCAAGAGGAACAAAUGGAAACUGAGCACCAAACAACAUGUAAUCUACAGUAAUAAAAAAAUAUAUCUCAUUUUGGGCUCAAAGCAUUAAUCCAGUUACUGAAAAGAAAAUACAAGUGGAGCAAAUAAGAGAUGAAGAUCUUGAGACAGACUCAUUGGACUGAA
Messenger RNA from Rhinolophus ferrumequinum (greater horseshoe bat), 1116 nucleotides. RefSeq names its product PC4 and SFRS1-interacting protein-like. Gene Ontology annotation, biological process: regulation of transcription by RNA polymerase II. Gene Ontology annotation, cellular component: nucleus. The record is from RefSeq and is a predicted model, not a curated record. Gene Ontology annotation, molecular function: double-stranded DNA binding; transcription coregulator activity. NCBI's taxonomy places the organism in Eukaryota, Metazoa, Chordata, Mammalia, Chiroptera, Rhinolophidae.